This is a messenger RNA of Abrus precatorius (Indian licorice), 1504 nucleotides long. RefSeq names its product vestitone reductase-like. The transcript is spliced from 4 exons. Gene Ontology annotation, molecular function: oxidoreductase activity, acting on the CH-OH group of donors, NAD or NADP as acceptor. NCBI's taxonomy places the organism in Eukaryota, Viridiplantae, Streptophyta, Magnoliopsida, Fabales, Fabaceae. The record is from RefSeq and is a predicted model, not a curated record. Bases 47 to 1033 code for a protein of 328 amino acids.
GGAUACAUAUAGCAGUCAUUAGAACAAGCAAGAAGGAGAGAACAAAAUGGAAGAAGGUAAAGGAAGAGUGUGUGUUACAGGAGGCACAGGUUUUAUUGGUUCAUGGAUUAUCAAAAGGCUUCUUGAAGAUGGUUAUUCUGUUAACACCACUGUGAGACACGACCCAGUAGAACACAAGAAGGAUGUUAGCUUUCUUACCAAUUUACCUGGAGCACCUCAAAGGCUACAAAUUCUCAGUGCUGAUCUCAGUAAUCCAGAAAGUUUCACUGCGGCCGUUGAAGGGUGCAUCGGAGUUUUCCAUGUUGCUACCCCAGUUGACUUUGAACUAAGAGAACCUGAGGAGGUAGUGACCAAAAGAUCAAUUGAUGGUGCACUAGGCAUUUUGAGGGCAUGUCUCAAUUCCAAGACAGUGAAGCGAUUUGUUUACACCUCUAGUGCCUCUGCUGUGACUUUCAAUGGCAAAGAUGAACAAGUGAUGGAUGAAAGCUUUUGGAGUGAUGUAGAUGAUCUUAGAGCUUCAAAGUUUUUUGGAUGGUCUUAUGCAGUUUCAAAGACAUUGACUGAAAAGGCAGUUCUUGAAUUUGGAGAACAGAAUGGAUUGGAUGUUGUGACAGUUGUUCCAACUUUUGUUUGUGGACCCUUCAUUUGUCCUAAGAUUCCUGGCUCAGUUCAAAACUCACUGAAUUUUGCAUUUGGAAAAAUAGAUUCAUUUGGUUUCAUGCUUCAGACACCAAUGGUGCAUGUAGAUGAUGUGGCUAGAGCACAUAUAUUUCUGUUAGAACAUUCUAGUCCAAAAGGGAGGUAUAAUUGUUCACAAUGUUUGGUAACUUUUGAAAGGAUCUCUGAACUUGUUUCUGCCAAAUGCCCUGAGUUUCAACAACCAACUAAAGGCUCCUUCAAGCUGAUUGAAGGUACAAAGCUAAAAGAUUUAUCAUCGAAGAAGCUCAUAGAUGCUGGAUUCAUGUUCAAAUAUGGGCUUGAGGAAAUGCUUGAUGAUGCAAUUCAAUGCUGCAAAGAAAAGGGUUACCUGUGAGGUAGCUGUGUAACCUUUUCUACGUCAUAGGAUGGAUAAUCCACACAAUAAGGCAAUAGUUAUCUAUGUUAAAAAAAAUGGUUGUUGAAGCUAGCAAUUGGGACUUAAAUGCUUUUGGAAUUGGACUACUAUUGGCAAUGGAAAUUAGUUAAUGCAAUUCUAAUAUGGUUUGUGUAAAAUCUAAUAACGUGUUGUGUGUGGCAAAUCUACAUUCAUAUCUUUUAUGUAAGUAAUAGAGCUGUGGAAGUCUUUAAAGGAUUUGGAGAUGGAUUCAUUGAAUUUAGGAUUUCUUUAUUUGUUUUCUUUUUUAUAAGACAAAUGAACUAUUAAAGAGAAAGUACAAAGUGUAAUUUGAAUUUCUUUAUUUGUAUGCUAUAAUAACCUAUGCUGUGUAUUAUUUGGUAGGGUGAUGUGAAGAAAAAACAAAAUUGCAUAAACAAGAAAUAUUAUUGUGGUGGAAUGACCUAUUAU